Molecule: messenger RNA, 1335 nt
Organism: Recurvomyces mirabilis
Lineage: Eukaryota; Fungi; Ascomycota; Dothideomycetes; Mycosphaerellales; Teratosphaeriaceae
Exons: 4
Coding region: 1-1335 (444 amino acids)
Source: RefSeq, a predicted model, not a curated record
AUGUUGUCCACACUUUUCACUACCGCUCUGCUUACUGUGGCCGCUGAAGCUGCUCCAUGGGGACCAGCAGGGUUAGGGCCACACCAAGGCUCUCCAAGCUGGGGCCCACCUAACCUUCCCGCUUGGGGCCCAUCAGGCCCUCCCGGCGGAUGGCACCACGGUCCUGCGCCAGCACCACCACCACCCUCCCCACCAGGCCCGGGCAAGCCCACAGUGUCGCCCACUGUACCACAGCCAUGGAGCUACUUCGUGAACUCUACCAUCUUCGCCCCAAACUUCGGGCUCUUCUACCCUCGCUACGCCGAACUCCAAGACGGAACCAUCCUUGCCACUUCGUCCCUCUCAGGGCCCCAACCAGACUACUUCCCAAUCUUCGAAAGCACGGACGGAGGUGCUAGCUGGACCUGGAUCUCGAACCUAACAGAUCAAGUCAACGGGCUCGGGUUCACCGCACAGCCUGCGCUCCAUGAGCUUACCUUUGACCUUGGCUCGUACAAGAAGGGCACGAUCCUAGGUGGAGGCAACUCGUGGGGCAAUACCAGCACGAAUAUCGAUCUCUAUGCCAGUCUGGAUAAGGGCAGAUCGUGGGAGUUUGUGAGCCAUGUUGCGAAGGGUGGGCCGCCCAAUACUACCAAUGGCGCGACGCCUGUGUGGGAACCCUACUUCCUACCUUAUGACGGCGAGGUUAUUGCUUUCUACUCCGACCAGCGUGACCCACUGCAUGGGCAAAAACUAGCGCAUCAGGUGACGACAGACCUCAAGACCUGGGGCCCAGUGGUCAACGACGUUGCAUACGACAAUUACCUCGCACGGCCAGGCAUGACAAUCGUAGCCUACAUCGAGCCAAUCGACCAGUGGAUGCUCGUCCACGAAAACCCAGUUGUCCUCACGAACGGCAGUGUCCAAUACAGCCACGGUGUCCAGUAUCCGGUCUUCUACAAGCUCGCAAAGGAUCCACGCGAUUUUGGCGCAUCGCCAGAUAUGCCACUCCUUGUCAAUGGCACCACCGCACCAAGCUCUUCUCCAUACGUCGUGUGGACGCCGGAACCAAAGGGCUCCAAGUAUGGCACCAUCUUCGUGUCCGACAACGACCAUCGCUCAGUCUUCUCGAACCAGCAGGGCGGUGCAAUAGACGCCUGGGAAGAGCACGGAACGCCGGCCGGGGCUGUCUACAGCCGAGCCAUUGAGAUUUUCGCCAGCAGACAGGAUCAUCUCUUGAUCUACGGUGGUGAUACUUUCAAUGGGAUCAUGGAUGGUGAGGAUCUGCCAUUUUCGGCAACAGUGCUGAAUGUGGAGAGAGUCUUGUCGAAGGCGCCGGAGGAUUACUCGCUAUAA